Messenger RNA from Antrostomus carolinensis (chuck-will's-widow), 816 nucleotides. Its product is annotated as wiskott-Aldrich syndrome protein family member 3. The annotation marks the transcript as partial. Gene Ontology annotation, molecular function: Arp2/3 complex binding; protein kinase A regulatory subunit binding. Gene Ontology annotation, biological process: actin cytoskeleton organization; positive regulation of Arp2/3 complex-mediated actin nucleation. The transcript has 6 exons. Gene Ontology annotation, cellular component: lamellipodium; cytoskeleton; SCAR complex. NCBI's taxonomy places the organism in Eukaryota, Metazoa, Chordata, Aves, Caprimulgiformes, Caprimulgidae. The record is from RefSeq and is a predicted model, not a curated record.
AUGCCGCUGGUGAAGAGGAAUAUCGAGCCCCGGCACCUUUGCCGGGGUGCUCUUCCUGAGGGGGUGACGAGUGAGCUGGAGUGUGUCACCAACAGCACGCUGGCUGCCAUCAUCAAGCAGCUGGGAAGCCUCAGCAGGCACGCAGAGGACAUCUUUGGUGAGCUGUUCAACGAAGCCAACAGUUUCUACAUGAGGAUGAACUCACUGCAGGAGAGGGUGGACCUGCUGGUCAUCAAGGUGACGCAGCUGGACUCCACCGUGGAGGAAGUUUCAUUGCAGGACAUCAACAUGCGGAAAGCCUUCAAGAGCUCCACGGUGCAGAACCAGCAGGUCGUGUCUCGCAACUCCAUCCCCAAUCCGGUGAUGGAGAUGUACCAGCGCUGCGACAAGCCCCCACCACUCAACAUCCUCACACCCUACAGGGAUGACAAAAAGGAUGGCCUCAAAUUCUACACUGACCCCUCCUACUUCUUCAACUUAUGGAAGGAGAAAAUGUUGCAGGCAACAGAAGAUAAGAGAAAGGAGAAGCGUAGGCAGAAGGAGCAGCGGCUGGUGGAGGACUCCACCCGGGAGGUGAAGAAAGUGAGGAAAGCCCGAAACCGACGCCUGGAGUGGAACAUGAUGGCGUAUGAUAAAGAGUUCCGACCAGAUAACAGGUUCUCACCAUCCCCCUAUCACAUGGCGUCAUCGGAAGGAUCACUGUCCCCAGAUAAUAGAUCUUAUGCAUCAGACGCAGCCGACCACUCGUACCCAGCGAGUCCCAACCACCCCGCGCAGCUGCUGGCCCCAGCGGAGCACAAGGAGGGGGUGCUGGUG